Hypoxylon trugodes is the source of this 1483-nucleotide messenger RNA. RefSeq names its product NAD(P)-binding protein. Bases 392 to 1144 code for a protein of 250 amino acids. The record is from RefSeq and is a predicted model, not a curated record. Gene Ontology annotation, molecular function: oxidoreductase activity. The transcript is spliced from 5 exons. NCBI's taxonomy places the organism in Eukaryota, Fungi, Ascomycota, Sordariomycetes, Xylariales, Hypoxylaceae.
CGGACAAAGCUCAGAUCACUUAAAUUUAAAUGUAAAAAUUUAAGCUAACCCAUUAAGGAUAUAUAAAAGCUUGAUCGAUUAAAUGAAGGCCUCGGCUCGUUCCUAAAUAGUAUGGUUGCGCAAGUCGGUUUUUCUAGCAUGAAAGUGUAUGGAGAGGGCCUGUUGGACUUCGCCAGCGCCUAAUUCGUACCAACUCACCUUGCCAACACAACCGAAUUCUCUCCCCUCACAUCCAUGAAUUGAAUUUGACUUCGAACAAAGGUAUAUAUAGAGCGCACUCAUUACCGUUGAGUACCUAAUUCGACAGCGACCGCCCAUAAUUGAGUAACUUGCUCGAUUGACUACGCCGGACGCCGUCGUAUUCGCACUUCUAAAUCUCAAUUUGCCCAUCAUGACCACAGUGGUUUUCAUAAGCGGCGUGAGUCGUGGUAUAGGUAAUGGCUUUGCCAAGGCGUAUCUUUCAAGGGCGCAGCAUAUUGUUAUCGGCAGUAUUCGCGAAAGUGCCGCCUCGGCUUCGGGUGUCGAAGAAUUGAAAGCCUUCCCCGCAGCUGAUGGAUCCAAGUUGCUGUUGGUCACAAUUGAAAAUACCUCACCAACCGAUGCGCAAAGAGCUUUGGAAGUGGUGAGGGCUGAAGGGAUUGAACACUUGGACAUUGUUAUCGCCAAUGCAGGCGGGAGCCCACUUCCGACCACGCCACUUGAAAGAGUAACAGCUGAAGAGAUGACGACGACGUAUCAAGUCAACGCUAUAGGCCCUCUCAUGCUAUUUCAGGCAUGUCGCCCCCUGCUGCAGAAGGCCUCAACACCCAAAUGGGUGUCUAUCUCAACGGGUGGAGGUUCAAUCGCCCUCAUGGGAAAAAUUAGGUCUUGGGAUGGUACUUCUUAUGCUGCAGCCAAAGCUUCUCUGAAUUGGCUUACCCGUGCAAUCCAUUUCACGAAUGAAUGGCUUAUCGCGGUCGCACUCACUCCGGGAUUGGUCCAAACCGAACCGGGAAAUUGGAUCGCUAGGGAGUGGGGAUUAGAGAAAGCUACGUAUACCGUCGAAGAAAGCGUCAAGGGUAUGAUGAAAUUAAUUGAUGGAGCGACCCGAGAUGAGACGUCUGGCGAGUUCUUCAACUUGAAGAAUGAUAAACUACCUUGGUAAUUAUCGCGACGCGGAUUUAUGAUCUAACUAGAUUAAAGAUCUUUUGGGUUGGUAGGUAUUCGGGUCGGAGUAAAUAAAGUAAAGGGACCGGGCUAAGACAGAUGCUGAUGACUAAAAUUCUCUCAUUACCCACAACCAACUCCGAACUCCGCCCCCGCAUUUAAUGGAACAUGAUAUUUUACUGUCAUUUUCGGUUUAGCUAUUUCUUGCAACAAUAUCACGUAUAGAACUUUUCCUCUUCAUAUUUCUCGUCAAUUGAUAGCUACAUUCUGUAGCUCGGAUUCAAACCACAUUAAUUACCUAGACACAUCUGGAGAUAGUGGACCGAAUUAUCAUAGC